This is a messenger RNA of Leucoraja erinaceus (little skate), 4333 nucleotides long. Its product is annotated as ALS2 C-terminal-like protein. Lineage: Eukaryota; Metazoa; Chordata; Chondrichthyes; Rajiformes; Rajidae. The record is from RefSeq and is a predicted model, not a curated record. The transcript has 27 exons. The coding region runs from base 242 to 3244 and encodes 1000 amino acids.
AGGGGUUUGCCUGACGGAGUGUACUUCCUCAUCGAGGCAGUCGACACCAAAGGGGAAGCAAGCAUCUGUGUAAUCCACACACACACACACACCCACACCCUCGCUGUGCCAAGCCUCGAUCACCAAUCCAGCCAGCAUCACCACUUCAGCAGAAGAGCAGCAGCAGCAGCAGCAGCCGGCGGGAGGUGAGGCUGAGGGCGGCCUGCUGAACAAGAUGGAGGAGCGGAAGGCGAGGUGAGGCAUGAUCAUGGAGCCUGGUGGUCGCAGGCAGAGGGCAGAGUCCAACCUCCGGCCCCACCUCUCCAGGUUCACCGCCGGGAGGAUGCCCCCUUGCUCCAAACCAUUGUCCAGCUCCAGGCCAGCUGUGCGCCCAGGGCCAGAUGUGAAGGAGAAAUGCCAACGAGAAGCUGCCUACCUCUUCAAGUUGGAGCAGGCCUUCAAGAAUCAGUUGUCAGACAUUAAAGCCCAGAUUCUGCAGCCACUGGUCAAAGCUGACGCUGCUGAUCUGAAGUCACGGGCUCACCUGAAGGAGCACCUGUCUGCAUUGGAGACGACUUUAGAUGUUCUGUGUGAUCGGGCAGAGGACCACUGCUCGCACCUGAAUGAAAGCCGCCGUUCUUCAACCCACAGAGAUCUCUACCUGGUCAAAGACGCUCAACACCUGAAGGAGGUUUACAUCACAUACUUCACGACGUUCACAAACUAUGCUGUUCUCAGUGGCUUCGAGCACAUUGCCAAACAAACCAGUGACCACUGGAAGAGGAACAAGAACACGCUGAAACAUUACCACAAGGAUUCAUCUUCUAUCUCUAUGAGUUUGCACCGUAUCCUCCACGAGCCCGUGCGUUUACAGGUGCAGAAGUACAUCGAUAUCCUCAGGAAACUCAGCUGGGGCUUGGAAAAGAGCCCGGAGGUCAAACCUAUCGCAGAAGCACUGGUGACUUUCAUCGAUCUCGACAAGUGGAUCCAGCAGUCUCUGGAUGUGGCCACCUCCACCAAAACUCUCUGGAACUCACUCGGAAGUAAACUAACUGACAUCUUGUUUCUACCGGGCCGCCGGCUGUGGGAGGAUAGCAACAACUUGCCAGCGACCUGCGGUGACUCAAGACUCCUGCUGUUCGAAGACAGCCUGGUGAUCGUCCAGGGUUCAGAAGCGAAGAGCUACAAGCUGAACGUGGUCUGGAUAGAACGACUAGUGGACACCAGCACUGAAAGGAAUCGGUUGAAGAUCAUUGUUCCAGACGAAAACUUUAUUUACAACAUGCGGGACUCCAAGAGUCUGAUGGUGUGGCUUUGGAAGCUGAAGCAAGCGAUCAGGCAGUGCUUGGGGGGCAAGCUGGACUACCCGCUGUGGGGCGAGGGCUGUACGGAGAAAACCUGCACGGUGCCAGCUCGACGCUUUGCCACCUACACCUUCGUCAGCCAUCCUCGAUUUACCGAUGCCACCUACGAAGGGGACUGGCACACGGGCAAACCUCAGGGCAGUGGAAUCAUGAAGUGGCCAGAUGGACGAAACUAUGCCGGCCAAUAUGAAGGAGGUCAGGAGCAUGGGUUCGGUGUACACGUUGCGCCCGGAACUCCAGAGAGCUUCGACUGCUACAAAUGCCACUGGAAAAUGGGAAAGAUGUGUGGAUACGGCAUCUGUGAGUAUGGAAACGGCACGGUUUAUAAAGGUUACUUCCAAGACAAACAAAGACAUGGAUUUGGAAUUCUAAAAAACUCCGGGUUGAAAAAUCUUCCCUUCAUGUACGUGGGGCACUGGGAAAACGACAGGAAAUCGGGAUAUGGAGUGUUGGAUGAUCCUGACCGGGGAGAGAGGUACAUUGGGUCCUGGUUGGAAGACUGCAGACAUGGAGAUGGUAUUGUUAUCACUCAGUCAGGACUCUGUUAUGAAGGAACCUUCCACAACAACAAGAUGAUGGGUCCUGGGACAAUUAUGUCGGAGGAUGACUCUGCUUACGAAGGGGAGUUCACAGAGGAUCUAAUGCUGACUGGAAAGGGAAAGCUGACCUUCAGCAGCGGUUACGUCAUUGAGGGGCAGUUCAGCAACAAGUGGGGGAGCGGGCUGAAGACAAGCGGGAUGUUCUCCAAACCGCCCAGUGAGACGAACCCCGUCAUCACCAGCAAGCUGCAGCUAGGCAGCCGCCUCACGCCGGCCAGAGACCGCUGGAAAGGAAUCUUCGAUCAGUUCUGGGAGUUCAUCAAAUCCGGGUCGGAUGAAAGCUCCUUGGAAUCAUUCCUUGGGUUUCACUCCGAGAACGUGAAGGAACGUCGGAAGAACGUCGAGCCCCGGGUGCCCGCUGCACAGGUGGACUCACUCUCCCCGAAUGCCUCUCUGCGAUUUAACCCUUGUGACGGGACAAAUGAUGCCAACUCUGGUACAGUCAUGCAGAAUCAGGGCUACUUGGCUGAGACACAAUGGAUGAAGCAGUACUUGAAAAAGGCGUUUGAGUCGACCAGCCACCCGCUGGGAACGUUGCUGCGGAAACUGGUCCAGGUGUUCCAGUAUACCUACUCCGGUAUUUGUAUGUACAAACGACUGCUCACCAUCGCACAGCAAGAGGUGGUGUCACACGCAGUUCAGCUCUUUGAGUUGGCCAGGCAUUUCAUGCCCACGGCACUGGAAAAAGAAUAUUAUUCCGACGUAGGUGACAUCAGCGAUGAGCUGAACGCUUACACGGUGAUUAUUCCCAUCAUCCUACCACGGUUCUACCCAGACCUCUUCAUGCUUUACAUGCUGUACCAUGAGGCUGACGACUCCAGCUACUGGAGGGGCAUCCUACACCUGGAAAAUCUCUCCGACACUAAGCUACUGGAGUUGCUGGAGGUACAAAAGAUCCUGUGGCCACUUCAAGACCUGCAUCUGACGAAUAACCAGAGGGUUUCCAUCGUGAAGGAUGUUUGUUUCACCUCCGCCAUCCUGUGUUUCCAGAAAAUAAGUACCACGGCGGACCCUCAGCUGAAACUGGAGACCUUGAUGAAAACCUACCAUGAAAUCGAGAGGACCGUGUCUCGAGUGUUGAACAGGGAGUAUAAUCUCCCCAUGGACGACUUACUGCCACUGCUGGUUUAUGUGGUGUCCAGAGCAAAAAUCCAACAUCUUGGAGCUGAACUGCACCUAAUUCGAGACAUGAUGGAUCCUACCACUGUGGGUGGAAUGAACGACUUCCUGCUGACUGCUCUAGAUUCUUGCUACCAGCACAUUCAGAGAGAGGAAAUCCGACCCAGCAGUUUGCCCAAAUGAUGGACCAUGAGGAGAGGGAACUGAGGGAGACUUGUGACGGGAACGCUGAUCAUGGGGAACGUGGAACGCAGAUCGAGCAGGGAGGUGCGGGCGAACAGACGCUCCUCCAGCACCUCGUUUGACGUAUAAACAGUAUCAGGCAGAAACUGAACCAAGCUGAAAAUCACUUCAAAUGGGCAGCACGGUGGUACAGCGCCAGAGUCUGGUUCAAUCCUGACUAUACGGAGUUUGCACGUUCUCCCCGUGACCUGCGUGGGUUUUCUCCAGGAGCUCCAGUUUCCUCCCACACUCCAAUGACGUGCAGGUUUGUAAGUUAAUUGGCUAUGGUAAAAGUGUAAAUUGUCCCUCGUGCAUAGGGUAGCGCUGGUGUGAUCGCGGGUCAGCAUGGACUCGGUGGGCCUAACUGUUUCUUAAACGUUGGGAUAAUCCCAGCCUCAACUACCUCCUCUGGCAGCUUGUUCCAUACACCCACUGUGUGAAAACGUCACCACUCAGAUUCCUAUUAAAUCUUUUCCCCUUCACCUUAAACCUAUGUCAUCUGGUCCUCGAUUCCCCUACUCUGGGCAAGAGACUGUGUGCAUCUACCCGAUCUAUUCCUCUCAUGAUUUUAUACACCUCUAUAAGAUCACCCCUCAUCCUCCUGCACUCCAAGGAACAGAGUCCCAGCCUGCUCAACCUCUCCCUAUAGCUCAGACUCUCGAGUCCUGGCAAUAUCCUCAUAAAUCUUCUCUGUCCCCUUUCCAGCUUGACACCAUUUUUCCUAUAGCAUGGUGCCCAGAACGGAACAUAAUACUCUAAAUGCGGCCUCACCAACGUCUUAUACACUGCAACAUGAUCUCCCAACGUCUAUACUAUGACCGGGAAACAGGCUCAGAAAGCAAACCGCGAAGGUUUAAUGAGAAAUGAAUGUGGGAAGACCAGAUGCUUUAAAAAAUCUGACAACAUUGUUGUUCAGCUGGAGUCGACUUGAUGUCUUUGACUUCUUCUUUCUACAACUGCAGUUAAAGGACAGGCUAGGACUCUCCCUUCUGGCCCCACCAUGUUGUAAAAAUAAGACAGCAAUCGAAUUCAACCUUAAAGUCUUUUAUU